Messenger RNA from Trichophyton rubrum CBS 118892, 627 nucleotides. RefSeq lists its product as uncharacterized. Lineage: Eukaryota; Fungi; Ascomycota; Eurotiomycetes; Onygenales; Arthrodermataceae. Bases 1 to 627 code for a protein of 208 amino acids. The transcript has a single exon. The record is from RefSeq and is a predicted model, not a curated record.
AUGAUUGUUCAAUUUUUUGUUUUUCCCCCGACCGCCAAACGCUUCGGGGUCCUACGUUGCUUUAAAGUAUCAGCUCUCAUGUUCCCGGUUCUUUACUUCCUUACACCUUUUCUAGCCCUCUUCCCCACAGAUAGCACUCGCCAGCUUGCGACAGUAAUCCUGAUGGCAAUCAAGCUGAGUGCUGUGGUCUUCGCAUUCCCAUCAUCCAUCAUCCUUCUUACAAAUUCAGCUUCAAGUGUUUCUGUCCUCGGAACCUUGAAUGGGGUCGCAACGAGCGCUUCUGCGAUAGGCAGGGCCAUUGGUCCAGCUGCGCUGGGCGGCGUAUUCUCCAUUGGCGUCAAAGCCGGAUAUAUGAUAAUACCUUGGUGGACCCUGGCUUUCAUUGCAGCUAUCAGCGCGCUCCCAGCUUUUUGGAUCAUUGAAACAGACGGCUUCGCUGGUGAUACGGGAGAGCAAGAUAAUGAAGGCACAGCCGUUGUGGUCGGUGAUGCGGAACAGGAUAGCCCACCCCUUCUAGAGGUAGGAAAUGUGCGUUCUGAAAGCACAGCUGGCCCAGUAGAGGUCAGCAAUUCAGACGGUAAAGCCACGGACGAUGAGCCCACCACGUCAGCACUAUCCAACUCCUAA